Molecule: messenger RNA, 2200 nt
Organism: Closterium sp. NIES-67
Lineage: Eukaryota; Viridiplantae; Streptophyta; Zygnematophyceae; Desmidiales; Closteriaceae
Source: the annotation of a GenBank genome assembly
GGAUAACGAAGCGGACGGAUGAUGCAGCCAAUCGUAGGAAAAUGCGAGCUCAUCGGACGGAGGAAUAGGGGCUUAUGUGGCAUAAAGGAUCGUAUUAUCCAAUCAGAAGAGAUAACGGUAGAAGGCACCUCCUGCGAAUUGAUUAUUCCUGGAUCGUCAGGGAGACAUUUGUCGUGGGAAGGCUGGGCUUCUAGAUGGUUGGUUCGCGAACAAAAGCGGGAGCAUGUGUAUGGCCACCCAUUUGCUCUGUGGUGUGGAGCUCUGGGAGCUUCCAUCGAACCUAGCUGUUUCUUCAAUACACUUCAGCUUGCCUACCAGAGCAAGUCGCUUGCACCCUCGCCAUUCUCCUUGAUGAUCUCGAGGAGGGGAGGGGGGGACCUCGAGAGACUCCACAGUCUGCCUCAAGUAUUCGUCAUACUGGACUGCGUCCUCGUUAGCUUCACAUGCAGCGAACCAGCAGCCGGCAGCACAUCGACCAAAGUCCCGACUAUCCGCUCGCAUCAGAUCCGAUCCGACUGGAAGAAGGCUCCGCCGGCUCCGCUUCCGCCGGCGGCGGCGGCGGCGGUAGCGACGGUAGCGGCGACGUCGGCGCUCCGCUCCAUUCCCCGCAGCGCCGCGCGCCGCCGCUGAUGCAGCAGAUGCGCCUGCAGGCGUCUCUCUUCCUCCGCCGCCUGCUCCACCCGCGCGCGUUUCUCGGCACCAAAUGCGCUGCUGUCGCGCUCCUCCUGCUGCUUCUAACGGGGAUAUGCGCGGCCCUGGCGGGCGCGGGGGGGGCAUGGGGGCCGCGCGCGGAUUGGGUGGUGGCGGUAGAGGCUCGCGGGGGAGGCUUGCCCGGGGAGGUUCUUUUGGCUGUUGGAGACAGUAACGGGUGUGAUAGUAACGAGCGGGUUACUGUUCCUUUGCCGGGGGAUGGAGAUGGGAGUUCCGCGGAGGGAGAGUCGGGAGCUAUGGUGUUUCUGUCGAUUGGGGAUUUCGGUAAUGCGAACGACUCUCAGAAAGCCGUGGCAGCUCAGAUGGGCACAGUAGCUGAGGCAGCAGGGGCGCGGUUCGUGGUGACGGUGGGGGACAAUGUGUAUGACAACGGGGUCACGGGGGAAGCGGACCCGCUGUUUGAAAAGGUGUUCGAGGGGGUCUACACGCACCCCGCGCUGCAAGUGCGAUGGUACAUGUCUCUAGGCGAUCACGACAACAAGGGCAGUGUGGCGGCGCAGAUCGCGCACUCCCACACCUCUUCCAAGUGGUAUCUCCCCGCGCCCUACUACUCCCUCUCCCUGCCGCUGCCCCGCACGCACUCUGCACGCCCUGCAGCAACUGCUGGGGAGGAAUCAGCAGGGCAAGGAGGUGGGGAGGCAGCAGCUGGGGAGGGGGGAGGAGCAGGAGGAAACGGGAGUGGGGUGGAAGGAAGCAGCAGUGGUGGUAAUGGCAGUGAUUCUGGCGGUACUACAGACCACAUUGAUUUCUUCUUCACUAACUCCAUUGGCCUCGAGGGAGUGCUGGGAGCGUCCAACGACAAUGACCGGCGGUUCUUCUCCAACUACUCACUUGACCUCGUCGGCCCACAGGCAGGAAGGCAGCAGCUGAAGUGGCUGGAGGCACAGCUUGAGCGCAGCACCGCAAGAUGGAAGGUGGUGGUGGGCCAUCGUCCCAUCAUCACAGCGGGAGUGCGCCCUCGCUUCCCAGCAGAGCCCCGCUUCUCCUCGCUGUUGCUGCCGCUGCUGCACAAGCACCACGUAGACGUGUAUCUCUUUGGCCACGACCACGUGGCGCAGCACUUAGAGCGGUGCGGAGUGGUGCACGUUGGUAAUGGCGUGGGGGGGUACAAGCGGCACUGGGUGCACCCGACAGGCGACACCGUGUGGGCUGACUCCUCCUUCUUCGGCUUCAUUAAGCACGCUGCCACGCGCGACUGGCUGGACUUCACCUUCAUCGCAGCCAACGGCACCACCAUGCACUCCUUCCGCUUACCCCACCGCAGCCUCAGACCCCACCCCUCUGCACCGCUCUCCACACCUCUCUCUCCUGGCUUCCCGUCCCUCCCCCGAUCUCACUCCCGGCGGAUGCAACUAGACGCGCAGGAGAUAGGCGAGGAGGUACAGGGGGGGAAAGGGAGGGUAGGGUUGUAGAAGGUUGAUUGAGUGGCAUAGCUGCUGCAAGAGUACGCUUGGUACAAACGGAUGUCCAUAUACUGUGUUAGUGUCAA